This is a messenger RNA of Dromiciops gliroides (monito del monte), 3339 nucleotides long. It is a transcript of the gene ST6GALNAC6, whose product is annotated as ST6 N-acetylgalactosaminide alpha-2,6-sialyltransferase 6. Gene Ontology annotation, biological process: ganglioside biosynthetic process; oligosaccharide metabolic process. Gene Ontology annotation, molecular function: alpha-N-acetylgalactosaminide alpha-2,6-sialyltransferase activity. The record is from RefSeq and is a predicted model, not a curated record. The transcript is spliced from 7 exons. The coding region runs from base 473 to 1372 and encodes 299 amino acids. NCBI's taxonomy places the organism in Eukaryota, Metazoa, Chordata, Mammalia, Microbiotheria, Microbiotheriidae.
CUCUGAGCCGGCUGGUCAGGGGUAGCCGGGGCGGCGCUAGGACCUAGCGCUGCUCGGGCUCGGGAUCUGGCUCCGGGCUCCGGGCUCCGGGCUCCGGCUCCAGCUCCGGCUGCAGCGGGGCCUGGGCCAGUAGCGGCUCCGGGGCUGCGGAGGCGCUGGGGGCCCAGCUGCAGCGCCAUGUGAGCGGGACCAGGUACCGGCGCUCCCCGGGGGAGUCUCCCCAUCAUGGGUCAGAUUAAGCUGCUUUAUCUAAUCCCCCGCCCCGGAGCUGUGGGGGCUGAUCCUCUGACUCUCUGGCUGCUCCGCUGGGUUCCUGGGCCGUGAUCUUUGCCCCUACAUUGUGGUUUGACGUUUGUCCACUUCGGGUGGGCCUUCAGGCUGUCCAAAAACUUGCUGGCAGCGGGUGUGACCCUUUUUCCCCCUCCCCCGGGUGACCCAAAAGCUGCUCCCAUCCCAAGACUGCUGGAGAGACAUGAAUAAAAAUAAGGGCCAACGAUCAGUGGUGCUAGGGGCCCUGUUUGCGCUCAUCACCCUCCUCAUCCUCUACAGCUCCAACAGCGUCAAUGAUGUCUUCCCCUAUAGUUCUCUUCGAGGCCACUUCCACCGGCCACCCAACCUGAAGAAGUGGGCUAUUGCUGACAGCUAUGUCCCAGUCCUUGGCAACAAGACACUGACCUCCCACUGUCACCAGUGUGUGAUCAUCACCAGCUCAAGUCACCUCCUGGGCACAAAGCUGGGACCAGAGAUCGAACGCGCAGAGUGCACCAUUCGCAUGAACGAUGCGCCCACCACAGGCUACGAGGUGGACGUGGGUAGCAAGACCACCUUUCGAGUUGUGGCUCACUCCAGCGUGUACCGCGUUCUACGGCGGCCCCAAGAGUUUGUCAACAAGACCCCGGAAACUGUGUUCAUCUUCUGGGGUCCUCCCAGCAAAAUGCAGAAACCCAAUGGCAGCCUGCUACGGGUCAUCCAGCGCGUGGGUCUUGCCUUCCCCAAUAUGGCCGCCUAUGCUGUCUCGCCCACCCGCAUGCGUCAGUUUGAUGACCUCUUCCGGGGUGAGACGGGCAAGGACAGGGAGAAGUCUCGAUCCUGGCUGAGCACAGGCUGGUUCACCAUGGUAAUUGCCGUGGAGCUCUGUGACCGGGUCCACGUUUAUGGGAUGGUGCCACCCAACUACUGCAGCCAGCGGCCCCAGCCCCACCGGAUGCCCUAUCACUACUACGAACCCAAGGGGCCAGAUGAAUGCAUCACCUACAUCCAGAAUGAGCGGAGCCGCAAGGGCAAUCACCACCGCUUCAUCACUGAGAAGAGGGUUUUCUCCUCCUGGUCUAGGGCCUACAACAUUACCUUCUCCCAUCCUUCCUGGACAUAAGGGUAUUUCCUGGACAAUCAGGGCUCAGAGGGUAGGCUCCUAGACAAUCAGGGGGUAGGGGUUAGGUCCUGGCCAGUUGGGACUCAGGAGAAUUCUACUGUCCAAUCAGCAUCUCAACUAGUCAAUCUUGGAGCCUCUUCUAGUCAUUCAAGGCCUGGAAGGCCGGAACUCCAGGUUAUUUGGCAUGUUUGAGGGUAUCUUUUGGCCAAUCAGGGUCUUGGAAGCAUAUCUUAGCUAAACAGGGUCUGGGGUACAUUUCCUAAUGAAUCAGGGUCUUGGGGUAUCCUCCAGCCAACCUGGGCUGUGAUCCCAUUUCUGAGUUAAUUAGAGGACAAAGAUAUAUGACCUUCCCCAUGAGGCCUUAGUUCUAAUUUCUUUGACCCUGAGGUGUUUCCCCCUGAAGAGACACCAAAAAAAAAGAAAAAAAGAAAAAAAAAACUUCCAGUUUUUUUCCAGUCAACUUUAGAAAAGUUCCUGGGCCCAGAGACACUGGGGGCUUGGACCAAGAGCUGUGAGAGGAAGCACAUAACAUGCCCUUUGCCACAGGCACAAGCCACUUUGAUUGGUCUCGGUGCCCCUGCCCACUGAAGCCUGGGCCUGCUCUCUCAGCAAGUCCUCUAAGUAAAGCAGGACGCAGCCUCCCCUUCUCUCCAGUAGCUGGGUUCAUUUUGUCCCAGCCCGAUGGGAGAGUCGAGCAUAGUCCUUAGCAUUUCUGUGGCCCUGUGCUUUCCAGGGGCUUUUUUCUUUAUUCCAUAAAACUUGGAAGUGUUUGCUUCCCCUCCCCUGGCACUCAAAAUGGGAAGAAAAGAAAGAGAAAUGAUUGUAUGCUGUGGGGGCUGAGACCCUGGGUUCUAGUCUCUACUCUGCUGCUAAUUCAUUACUGGACCCUGGGCAAGUGACCUUCCCUCUAGGGGUCUCAUUUUCUUCUUCUAUAAAUGGAAGGGCUUGGGCUCAAUGAUCUCUAAGGUCUCUUCCAGCCCAGACAUUUUAGGAUUCUAUUUCUGACCCCAUGCCCUUUCCUUCCUCUCUCUUCUUCAGUUCCCAUUCUAUUUCUGGUCAUGGGCAGGCACGGGUUGGGAACUAAUUUCUAAAGAACUCUGCUCUAUCAGGAUAGACAAAGGCUUCUCCCAGCCCCCCUUGCCUGUCCUUCCAAUACCUCUUUCUUCCCAAGGCUGUGAUUGGCAGGGAAGGAAGGGAAGUAGGCCACUCCUGAGUGGGUCGACAUCCGACUAGAUUCACCCCCUCCUCCCCUGCCCCCUUACAGCUGCUAAUCUCGAAAAUUAAAUCGACAGUGCCUCAUUUCCUCUUCUCCAUUUGUUCCCCAUCCCACUUCCCCAAUUCGAUGAUGUCUCAGUCUCACCUCAGUGAGGUCCCCUUCCCACCUGCCGAGUGGUUUUCUGCUAGUUUAGAACGGAUCUUACGGCUGCGGGCUCUACUUAUACCCAGAUUCCAGAAAAAGGAAAUGGGGAUUCCAACUGCAGUUGGAAUUUUGUAUGGACGUCACAUCUGUCUGGAGGGUUUCAAAGCCCCACUAACCAAAAGGCCACCUGGCUGCUCAAGUAGUUGGAGAGGGAAGGGGGAGUGAGAGAGCACCUGGGUUGCAGGUUCCCUCCCUUCUGACCUGGCACUUAAUUGCUGACUCUGUGGUUUUUUCCCUAGGAGAGCAGCCCCAAAGGAGCUGGUGGGGAUAGAGCGGGUGUACCUAGCUAUUCAGUCUGCUGUCUUGUUCCUAAGCAGCAAGAUGAAGGAUAUGAGAUAUGUGAUAAAGCAUUCCUGAGGGGAUCUGGGGGUGCUGUGAAGAGCAAGGCAGGUUCAGGACAGAGGCUAGGCUACUGCUUGGGUCAGGGAGUGGACGUUCUGUUCUUGGGUGUCAGCACGAGCCUCACCACCACCACCACCCAAUUUCCUCAGCCCUGAAAGGUGGUUUUGUAAUGGUUUGUACAGGAAUAAAUAUUCUUAAGCUCUCA